AUGCCCUCCAAACGCGCUGGUACUAAGGUGCCUCACGGCGCCAAAACAACGCCACGACAAAAUGCGAAGCAACGGCCAGCGCAGCCUGCUAAUAACGGUCAUCGACUCCCUGGGAUAUGGAUACUGUGGUUUGGGCUACUGGCUGGCCUAUUCUACGGUUGGUAUUAUGGUCGAUGGGAAGACGACUCUCUGAAGAAACAGCAUAGGGAGGUUGUCAUCUUCAACCCUGACAUCGAGUCCCCGUGGGAUGUCGUUGAUAUUCCAGGGAAGGGUAAAGGCGCAAUUGCAUCGAGGGACAUCCGGCAAGGGGAACUCCUUCUCUCUGAGAAGCCCCUAUUCCUCGUUCCACCUACAAUUAACACGUCCCCCACCGAGUUCAUUUGGGAGAAGGUAGAGAACCUGACGGAAAACAAGAAGCAAGCCUUCUUCAACCUUUCUUUCGUCGGACUUGCUCAAAACAAGAACCCUGAGAAAGACAAGAAGCACCUUGCCUUGGCUAUCUUCGAAACCAAUGCAGUGUCUGCUGGUUCAAGUGUAGGCAUCUUUCCGCGGAUGGCCCGCCUUAACCAUGGCUGCUCGAGUGCAUUCAACGCUGUCUACUCUUGGCGAGGACAAGAGGGGGUACUCUUAAUUCAUGCAAUCAAAGACAUUGCUCGGGGUAGCGAAGUCUUGACGACAUACAGUGAUACGAAGAAGCCCCGAGAUGAGAGGAGAGCGUACCUGAGAGACCACUAUGGAUUCCACUGCACCUGUGGUUCUUGUGCACUGCCAGAGGCGGAGUCAAAAGCCUCAGAUAACCGACUGUUGGCGAUGGCACAACACCACAGUCAACUGGCAGGUUGGAUGGAACGGAAGAUCUCUGGAGUGGAAGCGAUCGACCAUAUUAAGGCGAUAUGGAAGUUAGGCGAUGAGGAAGGUUAUUGGAGCGAACGAGGUCGGUUAGCUGGAGAUGCCGUUACCGAUACCGAUGCGGACGCGACGGCGCCGCGUCUGGCGACUUCGAAGGCCCUUGAGCGGAGUUCUGCUACCCUUGUCCUUUGA
Messenger RNA from Coprinopsis cinerea okayama7#130, 1041 nucleotides. RefSeq lists its product as hypothetical. The transcript is spliced from 7 exons. Gene Ontology annotation, molecular function: protein binding. The record is from RefSeq and is a predicted model, not a curated record. Lineage: Eukaryota; Fungi; Basidiomycota; Agaricomycetes; Agaricales; Psathyrellaceae. Bases 1 to 1041 code for a protein of 346 amino acids.